Dictyostelium discoideum AX4 is the source of this 7539-nucleotide messenger RNA. RefSeq lists its product as hypothetical. The transcript is spliced from 2 exons. NCBI's taxonomy places the organism in Eukaryota, Evosea, Eumycetozoa, Dictyosteliales, Dictyosteliaceae. Gene Ontology annotation, molecular function: 3-oxoacyl-[acyl-carrier-protein] synthase activity; oxidoreductase activity; acyltransferase activity. Gene Ontology annotation, biological process: fatty acid biosynthetic process. The record is from RefSeq and is a predicted model, not a curated record. The coding region runs from base 1 to 7539 and encodes 2512 amino acids.
AUGGAUAUGAAAUUAAAUGAUAUUGAAAAUGAAAAUUUUAUAAAUCAAAUGAAAGGUGUUGCAAUUGUUGGUAUUGGAUUUAGAAUCCCUUCUGGUAAUAGUGAAAAUUCAAUUAGUUCACCAGAUGAUUUAUUUAAUAAUUUAAAGAAUGGUUUUGAUGGUGUUAGUAGUACAUCAGAAAGAUGGAGUGACAAUUACCACAAGUUGGGUGAAAUUAGUAGUCCAAAUGCAGGUUUAUUACCAUUAAAUGAAUGGAAAUCAUUCGAUCCAUUAUUUUUUGGUAUUAAUCCAUCCGAUGCUCAUCAUAUUGAUCCUCAACAAAGAUUAUUAUUAAAAUGUACAUGGGAAGCAUUAGAAGAUGCAUCUAUCGAUCCAAUUUCAAUUCGUGGUACAAAUACUUCAGUUUUCAUUGGCUCAUCAACUAUUGAUUAUUUACAUGCAAAUAAACAUCCAGAUCUUAUUUUAAAGAAUGCUAUUGGUUUUUCACCAAGUACUUUAUCAAAUAGAAUUUCAUACUGCUUCGAUAUCCAUGGUCCUUCAUUAUCAAUUGAUACAGCUUGCUCAUCAUCAAUGAAUGCUGUUACUCAAGGUUAUCACUCAAUAUUAAAUGGUACUUCCAAUAUGUCUAUUGUUGGUGGUGUAAAUUUUGUAAUAGAUGUUGAAACAAUAAAAGGUUUUUCAUAUUUAAAUAUGUUAAGUAAAACACAUGGUAAAUGUAAAGCAUUUGAUGAAAGUGGUGAUGGUUUUACACGUGGUGAAUGUGCUGGUGUUGUAGUUUUAAAGAAACUUGAUGAUGCUAUUAGAGAUGGUAAUAGAAUUUAUUGUAUAAUUAAUGGUAUAAGUUCAAAUAUUGAUGGUAAUGGAAUUGCUGAUAAGGCCAACUUUUAUUCACCAUCAAAGCAAUCACAAUUUAAUAAUAUUAAUUUAGCAUUUAAAUCAACCAAUGGUAAAAUUUCAGUAAAUGACAUUCAAUAUAUCGAAGCACAUGGUACCGGUACUAAAACAGGUGAUCCAAUUGAAACUGAAGCAAUUUCAAUGGCUUUUAAAAAUAGAGAUAAAUCAACACCAAUUCUAAUUGGUUCAAUUAAAAGUAAUAUUGGUCAUUGUGAAGCUGGUUCAGGUGUUGUAUCAUUAAUCAAAUGUUGUUUAAUGUUUAAAUAUCAAUGCUUUUUACCAAAUAUUCAUUUCAAAAAUCCAAAUCCAUUAAUUAAAUUCAAUGAAUGGAAUUUAAAAGUUGUAACAUCACCAAUUCCAUUCAACAGAAAUAAUGAAAAAUCAGUUUCAAUGAUGAUUAAUAACUUUGGUGUUACUGGUUCAAAUUGUUGUUUACUUAUUUCAGAGUUUAAAAAACAAGAUUAUGAAUCAUAUGAAAACAACAUCGGCAGUAUUAAUAAAAAUAUAUUAGUGCCAUUCUCAGCAAAUUCUCCAAAGUCAUUGGACCAAUACCAAUCAAAAAUCAAAAAUAUAAUUAAUAAUCAAUUCAAUUUUAUUGAUUUUGCAAAUAACCAAAUUUAUUCAAAAUCAAAUUAUCUUUAUCAAAGAUCAGUUGUAAUAGCAAAUAAUUCAAAUGAUCUUGUUAAUAAAAUUUUAAAUAAAAAACAUAUUCAAACUAAAAAUCCAAUCAUUUCAAAUAUGUCAUUCAAAGGAAAGAAUCCAAUUACAAUUUUUGUUUUUUCAGGUCAAGGAUCACAAUAUCCUAAAAUGGCUUUAGAAUUAUAUAAUAAUGAAGUAAUCUUUAAAAAAUCAAUUGAUUUAAUCGAUUCAAAAUUAUCAAAAUACUAUGGUUAUUCAGUUUUAGAAAAAUUAAGAUCGAUUGGAGAUGAUGAUACUACUUCCAUUCAUGAUCCAACUAUUGCACAACCAGCAAUGUGUAUGUUUUCAGUAUCAUUAUUUGAAUUAUAUAAACAUUGGGGAGUAAAUCCUUCAUUUAUUCUUGGUCAUAGUCUUGGUGAAAUCCCAACCUCAUAUUGUUCUGGAAUGAUUGAUUUAGAUACAUUCUGUUAUACAGUUUAUCAAAGAUCAAUAGCACAAACUAAAACACAUGGUAAUGGUAGAAUGUUAUCAAUCAAUAUUAGUGAUGAAGAAUUUAAAUCAAUGUAUUCUCAAAAGUAUCCACAAAUUGAAAUUGCGUGUUAUAAUUCACCUCAAUCAAUUGUUGUGGCAGGUAAUGAAUCAAUAUUAAAUGAAAUUUCAAAAGAAUUAAAAGAAAAAGAAAUUUUCACUGCAAUGUUAGGUUCAUUAUCAUCAUUCCAUACAAGUAGUCAACAAUGUACAAAAGAUAGUAUAUUACAACUAAACAUUGAAAGUAAAAAAUCAAAAGUACCAACAUUUUCAACAGUUACAACAAAUUUAUUCAACGAAUCAGAUCCAUUUAAUUCACAGUAUGUUUAUGAUAAUAUUAUUAAUCCAGUUAAAUUCACACAAACAAUUUCAAAUAUUUAUAAACAUAUCGAAUCAAAUCAAUUAGAUAAUGAUAUUGUAUUCAUUGAAAUUGCACCACAUCCAACAUUAUCAUUUUAUAUUAAACAAAUGGUACCAUCAAGUUUAAAUGAAUCAGUUUCAGUUUAUUCAGCACUUCACAAGAAAAAGAAUGAUGUCGAAGAGUUUCAACAAACCAUUUCAAAUUUAUAUUGUCAAAAUGGAUAUAAUAUUAAUUUUAAAUGUCAAUUUAAUAAUAAAAAAUCAAAUCAAAAAAUUAAUUUACCACUUUAUCAAUGGGAUGACGAAUUAUAUUUCGCUCAAACUCAAGUACUCGAACAACAUAGAAAAGAAGGACCACCAAUUGACCAUCUUGGUCUAUCAAACUCUUAUUAUUCACCAUUUAAAAAUUCAUAUAGGACAUUUAUUGAUAUAAAGAAUAAACCAUUUCAAUAUCUAAAAGGUCAUAUGGUUAAAGGUAAAUACUACUUCCCAGGUUGUGGUUAUAUUGAUAAUAUUAUUCAGCUUUAUAAAAAUCAAGAUAUUUUUAUUAGUUUUAUUGAAUUUAAAACACCAUUAAUUUUAAUUGAGGGUAUCAAUCAAUGUUUACAGACAAACAUUCAACAAACUGGUAAAAGUGAAUAUCGUGCACAAUUUCAUUUCAAAGAUCAAAAAUCAAAUGAAUGGAUUCAAUCAUCAAAUGCAAAUUUCCAAUUAUUAGAUCACACUAUUGAAAUGCCACCAAAGUAUAAUAUUGAAGAAAUUAUUAAAAACAAAUGUACGUUGGCAAGAUUAACAAAGAAUGAAAUUUAUACUCACAUAAAAUCAAAAACUGGUUUAAAUUAUACUGCAAUGUUUCAAGGUGCUACUGAAUGUUAUAUAGGUGUAGAUUGUACAUUAUCAGUUGUAUCAAUUGAAUCUCAAACAAAUUCAUUUUUAAAUAUACCAAUUUUAGAUUCAGUUUUCCAUGGUAACAUUUCUUUAAUAAAUGAUCAAUGUCAAAUUGUAUUUGAUAAAGUUCAUGGGUUAAAGUACUAUUCAUCAAAUAUUCCAAAUGAUUAUAAAGAUAAAUCAGUUUAUGUAUAUGCAAAAUUAAAAUCAAAGACAAGUGAUUCAUAUUCAGCUUCAUUUACUGUACUAUUAUCGGAUGGUACAGUUGUAUAUGAAAUUGAUGAAGCAUUCAGUAAAUCUUUAAUUCCAAUUAAAGAAUUACUUAAAAUUGAAUAUCCAAAUGAUGAAUUAUUUUCAAUUAAUUUACAACCAAAAGAUUCUCCAAUUCCAGCUCCUUCAACUUUCAAAUCCCUAAUUUAUGAAAAUGAUCGUUUCAAUGCUGAACCACCAAUGGUAGAGAAUCUCUUUCAAUACAUUUCAACAAUAUUUUAUAAAAAUAUUAUAAAUAGAUGUCCAGAAAUUAAUAUUGAUAUAAUUAAAUCUUUAAGUAUUGAUGAAAUUAUUUCAAAUUUCAGUAAAAUUUCAAAACAUGAAAGAUUAUUUAAAUAUGUUUUUGAAACUAUAAAAGAGAAUGGUAUUCUUAAUAGUUUGGAAGAAAAAGAUGAUACUUACUUUGUAUUUAAUGAAGUACUUAUCAAAUCAUCAAGAGUUAUUUCAAAAUUAUUAUUCCCAUUAGAAAAUGAUAAUGAUAAUGAAGAUACACCUCAAUUAUUAUUUCAAAAUGGUUUAAUGGAUAAAGUUUAUAAAUGCAGAUAUUUAAAAAAUAAGAAUCAAAUGAUUGCCCAUAUUAUUAAACAUUCAAUUAAAGAGAUUAUUAAUAAUAAUAUUAUAAUUAGAAUUUUAGAAUUUGGAGGAGGUACUGCAUCAUUAUCAGUUGAAGUUAUUGAAGAAAUCGUUACAUUACUUCAAGAGAAUCCAAAUUAUCAAGUUGAAAUCGAAUAUACAUGGAGUGAUAUUUCGCCUGCAUUCAUAGUAGAUACAAAGAAUAAAAUCAAUAAAAUCAUUAAAGGUGCUGGUAUAACAAAUGGAUUAAAUGUUAUUUAUCAUCCAUUAACAAUUGAUGAAUCAUUGGUAGAACUUCAAUCAAUCAAACCAUCAUAUUAUGAUUUUGUUAUAAUGUCAAAUGUUCUUCAUGUUGUUAAAGAUAUUAAACAAGCUGUAGAACAAAUGUAUCAAUUGUUAAUACCAAAUGGUCAAUUACUUUUUGUUGAACCCCCUUAUAAAUCAAUAAUAUGUGAUAGUUUAUUUGGUUCAUUUGAACAAUGGUGGGCAUUCACUGAUACUGAUAUUAGAAAAGAUCAUUGUUGUCUUUCUCAAGAUGGUUGGUAUAAAUUAUUGAAAUGGUCAAACUUUGAAAGUAUUGAAAUGUCAACUGAAAGUAAAUUCAUGGGAUCAGUUAUCCAAGCACAAAAACCAUCAUUUACAUCAUUAAUAAAUCAACAACCAAAGUAUGAUAAUAUUAUUAUUUUUGGUAACAAUUGUCCAAACUUUAUUGAUAAUAUUAAACCAUUUUCAAAUUUCAAUGAGUUCAUUCAAAUUGAAACUAUUCAAGAAUUUGAUCAACUAAUUAACAAAUCAACAAUUACAAAUGAUUCAAUCAUUUAUUUCAUAAAAUCAAUUAAUCAGUUAUCUUUGGAUAAUUAUAAACAAGCAACUCUUGAAUAUAUUGAAAUCAAUCAAAAACUAUUACAAAUUAAUAGUUUAUGUAAACAUGUAUUAAUUGUUAAUGAUUCAAGAAAAACCAACUAUUUAGCAUCAUCAAUUGUUGGUGCUGCAAGAUACUUUGAUGAAUUCCAACAAUUGAAAUUACAUACAUUAGAUUUUGAUUAUGAUUCAACCCAAAAUUAUUUAAUUUCAAAAAAUAACAAAAUGGUUCAAUUCAUUAAUAACUUGAUAGACUCCAAAACAAAUGUUCAUAAAGAAAUGAUUAUAAUUAAUAACAAAGUAUAUUAUGAAAUAGUUCAAAAAGAGAAAAAUCUAAAAUUAAAAUACAAUUCAGAAUCUUUCGAACAACAAGAUAAUUUAAUGUGUUCAUUAUCACCAAAUUUAGAAUAUCAAUUACAAUCAAAACAAAUUAAAUUAAGAGAUAAUCAAGUUGAAGUUAAAACAAUUGCAACUGGUAUCAAUAAUAAAGAUUACUUAGUUUAUAGUGGUUUAGAAGGUAGUGUUAAUUCAAAUACACCACAAUUUGGAUAUGAAUUUUCAGGUAUAAUAACAAGAGUUGGUAAUAAUGUAAAAGAUUAUAAAGUUGGUGAUAAUGUAUUUGGUUUAUCAAAUUCUUGUACAUCAUCCAAUAUUAUUGUGAAUCAUGAAAGAAUUCAAAUAAAACCUUCAAACAUAAGUCAUAUUGAAGCAGCAUCAAUUCCAAUUGAUUAUUUAACAUCAUUUAUGAGUUUAUUCAAUGUUGGUUGUUUAAAUAUUGAAGAUAAUGAAUCAAUUUUAAUUCAUUUAGGUAGUGAUAGUUUUGGGUUAUCAACAUUUGAAAUAUUAAAAUGGAAAGGUUUUAAAUCAAAUUUAUUCGUUACAGUUAAUUCGGAUGAAAUUAAACAAUAUCUUUUAAAUAAUUAUGGUGAUUUAAUAACUGCAAUUUAUUCAAACACAGAUAAAGGUUAUGUAAGUCAAAUUAAAAAUAAACUUAUUGAACAAGGCUCAAAUGAUAAUGGAGUAGAUUUAAUAUUAAAUACAUUACCAAGUGAUUUUAUGGAUUCAAAUUUCCAAUUGUUAGCAAUUAAUGGUAGAAUUAUAGAUUUAUCAAAUGAUCAUUUAAACCAAAGUGAAUAUAUGAAAAAUGUAAACUUUACUCUUAAUCGUGGUUAUCAUAAUUUUGAUUUAAUGUCACAAAGAAAUUCAAGAAUCAAUAGAAGUUUAUUAACCAUUUCAAAAGCAAUUGAAAAUGGUGAAUUAAAAUUAAUUCCAAUUAAAGAAUUUUCAAACUCUGAUAUUAAUGAUGCAAUUGAAUUUAUUAUUGAAGAGAAUAGAAUUGAUAAAAUUGUAGUUAGUCAUGAUCAUGAAGUUUAUCAAGAACUCUAUGCUAAAUUUUCAAAUGAAAAUGAUUUUUCAAUAUUAAAAUCAAAUUAUCAAAUUAAUUCAAAUAAUUUAGGUAAAAAUAUAUUAAUUACCGGUCAAUCAGGUAUUAUUUUAGAAAUAUUAAAAUGGAUCAUUAAAUAUUCAAAUAUUAACACAAUAGAAAAUGUUAUUAUUCUUUCAAGAUCAUCAUUAAAAUGGGAAUUAGAAUUAUUAAUUAAUCAAACCAAACUAUCAAAUAAUAAUAUUAAAUUCCAUUUCAAGAGUGUUGAUGUUGGUGAUAGUGAACAAGUUGAUAAUGCAAUCAAUGAAAUAUUAAAUGAAAAUCAAGAAAUUAUAAAUAUUCAUUCAAUAUUCCAUUUUGCAUUUACCCAAAUUGCAUGUAAAGUUCAAGAAAUCAAUAUGAAACAUUUAGAUAUUUCACACGGAGCAAAAACAAUGGGAGCAAUUAAUUUACAUAAUCAAUCAAUUAAACGUAAUUGGAAAUUAAUUAAUUUUGUGAUUUCGUCAUCAAUUGCCUCUCUUGUUGGUUCAACAGAUCAGUGUUCAUAUGUUUGUGCAAAUGCAUUAUUAGAUUCAUUUUCAAAAUAUAGAGUAUCUCUUGGACUACCAUCAACAUCUAUUAAUCUUGGUGCAAUUGAAUCAACUGGUUUCGUUUCAAAGAAUGAAUCGAUUUCAGUAUUUUUAGAUGGCAGUGGUAUUAUUCCAACACCAAUCAAUCAAGUUUUAGGCCUUUUAGAUUUACAAAUUCAAAACCCUGGUAAAUUUACAAAUUCAAUGGUUGCUAAAUUUAAUCCAUUAAACUUUUCAAAUAAUGAACAAAUUAAUCUUUUAUUAAAAAUGGAUUACAUUUUCAAUUUACAUUCUAAUGGAUAUACUAAAGUAAAGGAGAGUGCUGGAAGUAAAAAUGUUGAUGAAUUGUUUAUUAAAAAAAUAUCAGAUUUAUUCUCAAUUGAUGAAUCUAAAAUAAAUAAGGAUAUUAGAUUAAUCGAUUAUGGCGCAGACUCAUUAGUUAUCGUUCAAUUAAAGAAUUGGGUUGACCAAGAAAUUGGAUUUAAUUUAAUUACAAUUCAACAACUUCAAAAUAAUACAAUUAAUGUUUCAAUUAAAAUAAUUUUAAAUUUUUUGAAAAAGAUAAAUAAAUAA